AUGUUUGAAUUCAUCGGGUUCGUACGUCGGAACUGGACGGCCUUCAAUCCACCACAGGCUGCGAAAGCAGCCGAUGCGUUGAGGAUAGGUCUAUUGGGGGCGUCUAACAUCGCACCAUUGGCUAUCAUUGGGCCUGCGAAGUCACAUCCGGAGGUUAUCAUUGCUGCCAUCGCUGCGCGCGAUGAGAAUAAGGCUCAAGCCUAUGCAAAGAAACAUAGCAUACCGGUUGUCUUCAAGUCGUAUCAAGAGUUGAUUGACGAUCCCUCGAUCGACGCUGUUUAUAUUCCGCUCCCUAAUGGCCUUCACUACGAAUGGGCCUUGAAAUCAAUCAAAGCUGGCAAACAUGUCUUGCUAGAAAAGCCGUCGACCUCGAAUGCCGACGAAGCUGCGUCAUUAUUCCGCCAUGAGCUCCUCAAGCAGCCCAACGCGCCGGUUCUUCUCGAAGCUUUCCAUUCCCGCUUCCACCCCGCUUGGCAGGCAUUCCUUUCCCUCCUCGAUCCCCCUAAUAUUACGAGCGCACAUGCUUCAAUGGUCUUGUGGGAUGGGACCUUUCCUAAUGAUGAUAUACGCUUCAUAUACGAUCUUUCCGGUGGGACGCUUAUGGACCUUGGUACAUACAUGGUUCUUAGCUUGCGACAGAUGCUGGGCACGGAACCGGAGGAGUGCCUCGAAGCUGUCCCGAGGUUGAUGCCAAAAGGGUGGGAUCAGAAGUGCGACCAGGCCAUGAAAGCCAAGUGGCGAUUUCCAAAUGGUGCCAUUGCAGAUAUUGAAGUGGAUUUCGCUGGGAAAGGCGCCUAUGGCCAGCCCAGAAUACGCUUUCCCAGGUGCAGUGCGACGCAUCGCGAGGUCGUGGUGAAAGAUAGUAGCCUGCCUGCUGGGCGGGAACAUGUUAUGGUAAAGACAAUCACGUUUUGGAACCAGAUGUUGCCAACACUGUGGCACCGGAUUGAUAUCUUGGAAGCACACACGAUCCGAAACAUCAACGACAAGAAGGCUAUCAAAACCUGGACGGAGAAGUCUUACAAGAAGGAAUACGUCUGGGCGGAUCAAGGCGAGUCCAAGCCGGCCGGCGAAGAGCAUUGGACGACGUACCGAUACCAGCUCGAGGAGUUCGUGAACCGGAUCAAAGGGAGAGAAGGCUCAGGAUGCUGGAUGGAUGGCGAGGAUUCCGUUAACCAGAUGGCCAUGAUCGAUUCUGCAUACAAGAAAGCUGGGCUUCCGCUUCGACCUACAAGUCUGUACAAAUAGGAGAUGUCGAAUACUAUUUGACUCGAGGGAGUCCUCUGAUCAUUCAAUGCGCAG
Messenger RNA from Amorphotheca resinae ATCC 22711, 1302 nucleotides. RefSeq lists its product as hypothetical. The transcript has 3 exons. The coding region runs from base 1 to 1248 and encodes 415 amino acids. The record is from RefSeq and is a predicted model, not a curated record. NCBI's taxonomy places the organism in Eukaryota, Fungi, Ascomycota, Leotiomycetes, Helotiales, Amorphothecaceae. Gene Ontology annotation, molecular function: nucleotide binding.